CCUGUGGAUCAGCAGAUCUCUAAACAUGUGGAUGUGUUUAAACCAUAGACACACGAGCAGCCGCCAUCUUGCUUUGACUGUUUACACUGAUUACAUGACUGCUGCUAGAUACUGUACCCCGAGCGAAGGCUAACUAGCUAGCGGGUAACCGACCCAGUUCAUAACAGCAACGUUACAUCACUGUGGCUGUCCCACCUGGGAAAUAGCGGCCUAAAGGAGCAAACGCUUCCCUCAAAAGGCACUGUGCCAUUAGCAUGACACACUGACCUGUUAAACUACGACAAGAGAGCGAACGCUGCAGUGACUUGGCAAUUUUGUUUUGUUUUUUCGAAAGGGCUGUCAAGACGCGACUGGUUUCAUCGUGCCUUGAUUUUGGCCAAAAAGACGAGUUAUGUCCUGUCCAUGCACUUCGGCUGCCAGGUUGUUCCUAAACACUGCCCACAGAGGAUUGUCCUGCUCCCGGAUCCAGUUGUUCUCUCUGAGUCGUCAGGGGUCUAGGGAAACUCAUCUACCUCCCCGUGUACGGGUGAGGUCGUUUUCAGAGACUGCUGUCUGUUUUGCCUCUAAAGAUGGAACAACAAAGGAUGGUGGAAGUGAUGGUGGAAAGAAAAGCAUCAGUGAGGGGAAAAGACUAUCUGGCUCUGGAGGAUCAGGCAAGGGGGGAAGCCAGCUACGCUGCCCUAAAUGUGGAGACCCCUGCACACAUGUAGAGACGUUUGUAUCAUCAACACGAUUUGUCAAAUGUGAGAAAUGCCAUCACUUUUUUGUGGUCCUGUCUGAAACUGACUCCAAGAAGGGGCUAAACAAGGAGCCAGAAUCUGCUGCGGAGGCAGUGAAACUGGCAUUUGCACAGAAACCUCCACCUCCCCCCAAGAAGAUAUAUGCUUACCUCGACAAGUACGUUGUUGGCCAGUCCUAUGCAAAAAAAGUGUUAGCGGUUGCAGUGUACAAUCACUACAAGCGCAUCUACAACAACAUCCCUGCUGGAAGUCGACAGCAGGUGGAGGUGGAAAAACAGCCUUCUCUAACACCUCGUGAGCUAGAGAUGAGAAGACGAGAGGAUGAGUACAGAUUCACAAAACUGCUGCAGAUUGCAGGAAUCAGUCCUCAUGGAAAUGCUCUUGGAGCGUCCAUGCAGCAGCAGGCGAGCCAGCAGGCACCUCAGGAGAGGAGAGGCGGGGAGGUGCUGGACUCCACACACACUGAAAUUAAACUGGAGAAGAGUAACAUCAUACUUCUAGGCCCAACUGGUUCAGGAAAAACAUUGUUGGCGCAGACACUGGCACGUUGUCUGGAUGUUCCCUUUGCAAUUUGCGAUUGCACCACUCUAACUCAAGCUGGAUACGUGGGAGAAGACAUCGAAUCAGUUAUUGCCAAACUGCUGCAAGAUGCCAACUACUCAGUGGAGAAAGCACAGCAAGGUAUUGUGUUUCUGGACGAGGUUGACAAGAUUGGCAGUGUGCCUGGGAUCCAUCAGCUGAGAGAUGUAGGAGGAGAGGGAGUCCAGCAGGGGUUGCUUAAACUCUUGGAAGGCACGAUCGUCAAUGUUCCUGAGAAAAACUCCAGGAAGCUGAGAGGAGAAACGGUGCAGGUCGACACAACAAACAUCCUGUUUGUUGCAUCUGGUGCCUUCAAUGGACUUGACAGAAUCAUCAGCAGAAGAAAGAACGAAAAGUAUCUGGGUUUUGGAACUCCCUCCAACCUGGGGAAAGGCCGCCGUGCUGCAGCCGCCGCAGACUUGGCCAACACCAGUGGUGAGACGGACACAGUGGCAGAGAUAGAGGAGAAGGAUAGACUGCUCAAGCUCGUUGAGGCAAGAGACCUGAUUGAGUUUGGAAUGAUCCCAGAGUUUGUUGGCCGUCUGCCGGUGGUCGUUCCUCUGCACAGCCUGGAUGAAGAGACGCUAGUCCGAAUCUUGACCGAACCACGCAAUGCUGUGGUGCCCCAAUACCAGGCUCUGUUCAGCAUGGACAAAUGUGAACUCAAUGUGAAUCAAGAUGCCUUGAAAGCCAUAGCCAGGAUGGCUCUGGAGAGAAAAACUGGAGCUCGUGGGCUCAGAUCCAUCAUGGAAAAGCUUCUUCUAGAGCCCAUGUUUGAAGUGCCACACUCUGACAUCAUGGCUGUCGAGCUGGACAAAGAUGUUGUUCAAGGAAAAUCCCAACCCAGAUAUAUCAGAGCUCCAGCCAAGGAGACUGCAGAGGAGGAAUACGACUCGGGCAUUGAGGAGGAGAACUGGCCUCGGCAGGCAGACGCAGCUAACAACUGAACCACACAUCACUCAUUUCACCUAGGACAGUUUCAGAAAUCAUUAGGUUACUAUGAAGCUUUGUAUACCAACUCCAGGUUUUAUUAUAGCUCCCUGACAAACAAGCUGUGGACAUUGUGUUAGAGGAAAUGGUUCUCACCGAGGAGUGUUUUCAUCAUGAACAAGUUAGGGGAGUGUAACAACUUUUGGUCCUGUGCAUCAGAUGUUAAUUUUCUAGCGCACUCACCCUGUGCACUCACAGGGUGGACCUUGUAUGAAAUAUUUCAAUCUCUGGGGAUUGUUAACAUUUUAUCUAUAUAAAGAUAAUGCAAUUUUAUUCAUGAAAGGAUUUGUAGCUAGUUAAUUUGUUUUCUCUUUUUGUGGUGAUGGGCUGUCAUGGCAAGGGAAGCAAAGGAAGAUAUGGGAUCAUACUGUACACUUGAAAACGUGGAGCGAUGAGAAGGUCUAGAUGCAAUGUUACCAUGUCAAGUAAUGCCUUAUUUGAUAAGGGCAUAAUAUUCCAUGAGCGCAUCAAUAUUUUGAUGUUUUCUUCUUUACCACCAUUGUAAUAAUGGUGUUCACAGUAUAAAAUCAGGCUGUAAAUGUUGAGCUACACUGCAUUUGUAAGCAGUUUGUAUGACAUGACCUGUAAUUAGGAGAACACAUUGUGACGUGUAACGCACCAGCACACUAAACAGAGCAGGUAAAAACUAAUGGUGACCUUUUUAAACGGCCAGAAUGGUUAUUUGUCAGUGUUGCUUCCUUUUCAAGCCCACUCUUUAGGGAAUGUAUGUGUGUUUACUUGCAGACCUCUGGAUCAGAGGGUUGUCUCACAGAGCAGGAUUAGCAGGUUAGCACGGUACUGUUUUAUUUCGGAGUAGUUAUGCUGAAUAUACAUGACUAAAUCUCAUUCUAAACCUUGGAGACAAGCUUCGAAUCAUAAUCAGACAGAUCAUCUCUAUCACAGUUAACUGGAUGAUCCUCUAAACCUGCCUUGUGAGACGCCCCUCAGAGCAGCACAAGUGUUAUUACUUUCUUUGUGUGUACCCCCAGUGUCGGAAACUCGCCUCACCUUUAGUGAUGUGCAACCCUGUUACUAAAUGGUACCUUAAUUCACACGUCUGUAAUCAAGCCUCCACCUAAAACGCUCUCUGACUGAUCUGAACCACGCUGCUGUAUUCUUUAAAAUGCUGUUUGUGCUAUAAAAUGAGAUUAAACUAGAUCUGUUCUCCUUCUGCUUUAAGUUUCCUUUUCUUUUAGUAAAGUUUCCAAACUGCUUUUCUCUGUUUUCAGAGGUCUGUUACAGAACCUGUAACCUCUCCCCUUGAAACCUUGAAUUUAUUGUGAUUGUUAAAAAAUAUAUAAAUAAAAUGUAUACCUCUGUACA
This is a messenger RNA of Acanthopagrus latus (yellowfin seabream), 3632 nucleotides long. It is a transcript of the gene clpxb, whose product is annotated as caseinolytic mitochondrial matrix peptidase chaperone subunit Xb. Lineage: Eukaryota; Metazoa; Chordata; Actinopteri; Spariformes; Sparidae. Gene Ontology annotation, molecular function: ATP binding; ATP-dependent protein folding chaperone; protein dimerization activity. The record is from RefSeq and is a predicted model, not a curated record. The transcript has 15 exons. Gene Ontology annotation, cellular component: mitochondrial matrix. Gene Ontology annotation, biological process: protein catabolic process; proteolysis; protein folding. The coding region runs from base 392 to 2266 and encodes 624 amino acids.